AGAAAUAACAUCUGCUUUGCUGCUGAGCUCACAGAAAGAGACCCCAGACCCUUCCCGCAGUCAGAGGGCUGGAACCUGCUCGGAGGCGCUUUGAAGGGUCUGUGACCUGAACCCCUGGGCUUCUGAUUCAGGCCUCCUGUGCUCUGCUCUCUGCCUGCUGGGUUCCCUCACCAGGCUUCUGUCUGUCUGGUUCCCAGGCUACCUGCCUGGAGGGUCACACCAGGAGGAUUUCAAACAGGUUUCAAGUGGGGUCACUUGCUAUUUCACUGUGCCCCACGAGAUGCUGGAGGCCCCGCCUCUGCUGCUGCUGGCCGCUGUGUUCCUGGGCCUGGUGCUGGUGGUGCUGCUGUUGAUUGUGAGGCGCUGGGGCUGGGGCCUGUGCCUUAUCUGCUGGAACGAGUUCGUCCUGCAGCCCAUCCGCAACCUGCUCAUGGGUGACACCAAGGAGCAGCGCAUCCUGCACCACGUGCUGCAACAUGCGGAGCCUGGGAACGCACAGAGCGUGCUGGAGGCCAUCGACACCUACUGCCAGCAGAAGGAGUGGGCCAUGAACGUGGGUGACAAGAAAGGCAAGAUCGUGGAUGCCGUGAUUCAGGAGCACCAGCCCUCCAUGCUGCUGGAGCUGGGGGCCUACUGUGGCUACUCAGCUGUGCGCAUGGCCCGCCUGCUGUCACCGGGUGCGAGGCUGCUCACCAUCGAGAUCAACCCUGACUGCGCCGCCAUCACCCAGCGGAUGGUGGAUUUCGCUGGCGUGCAGGACAAGGUCACCGUUGUGGUUGGGGCGUCGCAGGACAUCAUCCCCCAGCUGAAGAAGAAGUAUGAUGUGGACACGCUGGACAUGGUCUUCCUCGACCACUGGAAGGACCGGUACCUGCCAGACACGCUUCUCCUGGAGGAAUGUGGCCUGCUGAGGAAGGGGACAGUGCUACUGGCUGACAACGUGAUCUGCCCAGGUGCACCAGACUUCCUGGCACACGUGCGCAGGAGCAGCCGCUUUGAGUGCACACACUACCAGUCAUUCCUGGAAUACAGGAAGGUGGUGGACGGCCUGGAGAAGGCCAUCUAUAAGGGCCCAGGCAGCGAAGCACAGCCCUGACUGCCGCCCCCCCGGCCCCGCACUCAGGCUCCCUCACCCAGCCUGGUUCUGAGGGUGCCACAGAUGUGCUCCUGCUGACCUUCUGCGGCUCUGGGUUGUAUCCUAAAUGCAAAGCACACCUCGGCCGAGGCCUGCGCCCUGCCAUGCUGACCUCUCUGAACGGCGGCAUUGGAUUGCUCUCCUUUUUUAAGACUCAAUUGUGACCUCUUUACUAACACCCGCUAGCUAUAUUAUCUUACAUACUAAUACAUGUUUUAAAAAUAUAAAAUAGAAAUUAAGACUCUAGAUAU
Molecule: messenger RNA, 1386 nt
Organism: Mandrillus leucophaeus (drill)
Lineage: Eukaryota; Metazoa; Chordata; Mammalia; Primates; Cercopithecidae
Gene: COMT
Product: catechol-O-methyltransferase
Exons: 6
Coding region: 281-1096 (271 amino acids)
Biological process (GO): dopamine metabolic process; catecholamine catabolic process; developmental process
Cellular component (GO): membrane; axon; dendrite
Molecular function (GO): catechol O-methyltransferase activity; magnesium ion binding
Source: RefSeq, a predicted model, not a curated record